CGCCGUGUGCUACGGAAGUUGGAUCUACGCUUGUUACCUAUCGCAACAGUGCUGUAUUUAUUGGCAUAUCUCGACCGCACAAAUGUCGGAAAUGCGAAGAUAGCGGGGAUGACGACGGACCUGGGAUUGACUGGUGUGCAGUUCAACCUCAUAAGUGCAUCAUUCUACAUCCCAUACUGCUCGCUCGAAGUGCCUGCGAACGUGGGUCUCAAGUAUUUUCGGCCGUCGAGAUGGAUCCCAUUCAUCAUGACUUGCUGGGGUAUCGUCGUCGUUUGUACAGCGUUCGUGAAGAAUUUUGCAGGCCUCCUGGUUAUACGAUUAUUACUUGGCGCCUGUGAGAGUGGACUAUGGCCAGGCCUCUCGUUUUGGCUGGCGCUAUGGUAUCCGCGGGAAGCGCAAGCGCAGCGCUUCGCUAUCUACGUCGCGGCAACGAAUCUCUCAGGGGCGUUUGGCGGGCUUCUCGCCUACGCGAUCGAGAAAAUGAAUGGUAUCGGUGGUCUGGCGGGGUGGUCAUGGAUUUUUCUUCUAGAAGGGCUAGUCACUGUCAUUAUCGCGGUUAGCUCAGCCCUUGUCAUGCAAGACUUUCCGGACACGGCGACCUUUCUGAGUUCGGAGGAGAGAACCUGGCUGCUAGACACCCUGAAGAAAGACACCGUGAGCUCCUCCAAGGAGCUGAAGCACAAGUUCUUGGUACAAGCCCUGCGCGACCCCCAUGCGUAUUUAUUCGCUAUUGUCAACUUCUUCAUUGUUAUACCGCUGGCGUCGUUUGCAGUUUUCCUGCCGACAAUCAUCGUCGGAUUGGGCUAUUCGUCAGUUCAUGCCCAAUUACUCUCCGUUCCUCCCAACAUCAUCGGUAGCAUAUUCACUGUUAUUGUCGGUGUGGCCUCCGACAAGGCAGGGGCUCGUGGACCGUUUAUAUUCGGAUCCGCCCUUCUAUCCCUCACUGGAUAUGUCAUCCUCUUCGCCACAGAGAUCCCCAUUGUGGGAUACGUUGGUACUCUCAUUGCCUCCUGCGGCCUCACUCCGGCCUCUCUGUGUACACUGGCUUGGACAGCCGGUAACGCGGGAGGGGAUGUCAAACGGGGUGUCAUGAUCGCCGUCAUGGGGACGAUAGGCAAUUCAGGAGCGAUUGUGUCUUCGUUCAUCUACCAGUCACAGGAUAGUCCUAGGUAUCACCCCGGACACGCCACCAACAUCGCAUGUACUUGCAUUACUGCUACUCUGAGCAUAGUCGGAAUGUUAGAGUAUGCUAGAUUGAGUAGGAAGAAGAGCCAACAGUGCGAAAAGGAAGGCAUAGGACUGGACAGGGCUGAUGAGUUCAGUGAACUCGGAGAUGGCUCGCCACUCUACAGGUAUGGACCCUGGAUUCAUGUGGCGUCCACUACACUGACCGCCGAGAUACCGGCAGAUAUACUUUCUGAACGACACACACAGCGUUCCGCGUCGAGUCGGAGGAGUUCGAGAUACCAUUUGGAGUGCUGAUGGUCUCCUCAUGAUACGCUGUCGAGAGCUGGUAUUCAGAUUAGUAUACCCGUGCUAUGAUCCAUACCAAAAAAACCAUUGACACGUAUGCAGAGCAGUUGUGUAGUGCAUGUUAUACAGUAAGCCCCGGCCCAACGUAGCCGUGCACUUUA
This is a messenger RNA of Rhodofomes roseus, 1634 nucleotides long. Its product is annotated as MFS general substrate transporter. NCBI's taxonomy places the organism in Eukaryota, Fungi, Basidiomycota, Agaricomycetes, Polyporales, Fomitopsidaceae. The transcript is spliced from 16 exons. The annotation marks the transcript as partial. The record is from RefSeq and is a predicted model, not a curated record. Gene Ontology annotation, molecular function: transmembrane transporter activity. Gene Ontology annotation, cellular component: membrane. Gene Ontology annotation, biological process: transmembrane transport.